Molecule: messenger RNA, 1869 nt
Organism: Morus notabilis
Lineage: Eukaryota; Viridiplantae; Streptophyta; Magnoliopsida; Rosales; Moraceae
Product: pentatricopeptide repeat-containing protein At2g15690, mitochondrial-like
Exons: 1
Coding region: 137-1627 (496 amino acids)
Biological process (GO): RNA modification
Molecular function (GO): RNA binding; zinc ion binding; protein binding
Source: RefSeq, a predicted model, not a curated record
AUAAUAUGACAAAUAAAAAGACAAAUAAAAAAAGAGGGGAAAAAAAAAUCAAACUAAAAAGGCUCUCCCGUGUCGUCCGAGUCUCCUCCAAAAUACUCACUGCUCGUUCUCUGCCUCUCCAGUGUACAGUACCGGCAUGGCUACUUCUUCUCCGUUAUCUCUUCAUUGCACAGGAAACUCCACACCAUCAUCAUCAUCUUCCCACUUCAAAUCCAUGACCGUAACCACCGCACAUCCUCUCUCUCAGCUCUCUUUCACAGCCACUCGCUUUCUCUCUCUAAAAACUCCUCCCACUCCCUCCUCUUCUCUCCGCGCCUACACCAACAGGCCCGGAGUCCACCGCCGCCACGGUGGUGGGCCCGCAAAGACACAUCCAAAGACCCAACCUCUAGAGAGACGCAAGAACAGCCAGCUCCGCGGGAUAAAUGAACCGAAUUUGAGUCGUAGCCAGUUGAACAAUCAGAAUGAGAGUGACCAAUUUCGAAGUUUUCCGCCGAACGUUGAUUUGAUGGGUUUAUGCGAGGAGGGUAAGAUCGAAGAGGCGUUGGAGUUCUUGGGUCAAGGCGUCUCUGCUGAUUACGAGGUUUUUCGUUCGUUGUUGGAUUCCUGUCGGGACAAAAGAUCGGUUGAGGUUGGGAAAAGGGUCCAUGAGUUUCUGAGGCGCUCGCCGUUUCGCGGCGAUGUUGAGUUGAGCAAUAAGGUGAUGGAAAUGUAUGGGAAAUGCGGGAGUGUGAAAAGUGCACGUAAGGUGUUUGAUAGAAUGACUGAGAGAAGUCUGAGUUCGUGGCAUUUGAUGAUCAAGGUUUAUGCUUUGAAUGGACAGGGAGAUGAUGGGUUGUUGUUGUUUGAGCAAAUGAAGAAUGUGGGAUUGAGUCCUGAUAAGGAGACAUUUUCGGUGGUUUUGGAAGCUUGCGCUAGUGCGGGAGCUGUGGAAGAAGGGUUGAUAAUUUUUGAAUCCAUGGAGAGUGAGUACGGGAUUGUGCCGGGGAUAGAACAUUAUUUGCGGGUUGUUGAGGUCCUCGGGGCAUCGGGUUACUUGAAUGAAGCGGAGGAGUUUAUUAAAAAAAUGCCAUUUGAGCCUCCGGCUGAAGCGUGGGAAGCACUUAGGAAUUUCACCCGAACUCAUGGAGAUCUCGAACUUGAAGACCGUAUUGAGGAGUUACUUGUUACUGUUGAUCCUUCUAAGGUCAAUCCUAACAAAAUUCCAUUGGCCCAGAGGAAGAGGCAUUCGGAAAGUAGCAUGAUAGAAGAGAAGAGCAGAGUGAGCGAGUAUCGGUGUCCAAACCCGUACAAGGAAGAGGUUUAUCAGAAACUGAAGGGUCUGAAUGGGCAGUUGAGGGAAGCGGGUUACGUGCCUGAUACACGAUACGUGCUUCAUGACAUUGAUGAGGAAGCGAAAGAGCAGGCCUUGCAGUACCAUAGCGAGCGUUUGGCGAUUGCGUAUGGUCUGAUUAGCACUCCACCAAGGACCACUCUUAGAAUUAUGAAGAAUCUCCGGAUCUGUGGCGACUGCCACAAUGCGAUAAAAAUCAUGUCUAAGAUUGUUGGAAGGGAGCUGAUUGUUAGGGAUAACAAGCGCUUCCAUCAUUUCAAGGACGGAAAAUGCUCGUGCGGGGAUUAUUGGUAAAGGCAUUUCCACGCUAAUCCCUCAACUGAGUUCCAAGAGGACUUUUUUGUGCUGCAGAGAGAGAGCAAACUGAGAAGUUUUGGCUUGAACUUAGCCAUGUAAGUGAGAACAUUUGUAGUUUGUAUUUUAAAAACAAAGAUCGACUGUUUAUUUGUAAAUUAUUCUUUUACUUUGAUUCAAUCACCAUCUAAUAUAAACAAGUAAAAUAAUCAUGCAUUACCAUGGCAACUUGGUAAUACUGC